AUGUCAAUAUCUGCAUAUUUACAUGAUAAAUUAUUUAAUGAAACCCUUUUUUUUAUUUUUUGUAACCAACUUCAGCUCAUUGGCCGAACUCCUCUUGUAUAUCUUAACAAAGUCACUGAAGGCUGUGGAGCUUAUAUUGCUGUCAAGCAAGAAAUGAUGCAACCUACUGCUAGCAUCAAAGACAGAGCAGCACAUGCCAUGAUUAUGGAUGCUGAAAAGAAAAACUUAAUUACCCUGGGAAGGUUAACAACUCUGAUAGAGCCCACAUCAGGAAAUAUGGGGAUCAGUAUGGCAUUUAUCUCAGCCCUCAAAGGAUACUUUUCAAAUCCUGCCAACACCUUGGUGCAUUUUGAAACUACAGGUCUUGAGAUAUGGGAAGAUACUUAUGGACAAGUUGACAUUUUUGUCAUGGUAAUUGGUAGUGGAGGCACUGUCUUUGGGGUCAGACAGUACCUUAAAUCCCAAAAUCCUAAUGUAAAGAUAUAUGGAGUAGAACCUGCAGAAAGUAACGUAUUGAAUGGUGGUAAACCAGGUCCUCAUCAGAUUACUGGCAAUGGGGUUGGGUUCAAACCAGGUAUUUUGGACAUGGAUGUAAUGGAAAAAGUUCUUGAGGUUAGUAGCGAAGAUGCAGUAAAUAUGGCCAGGGAAUUAGCAUUGAAGGAGGGACUUAUGGUAGGAAUAUCAUCUGGAGCCAAUACAAUUGCAGCACUCAGACUCGCUAAUAUUCCAGAGAACAAGGGCAAACUUACUGUGACUAUUCAUCCAAGUUUUGGGGAGCGAUACUUGUCAUUUGUCCUGUUUCAAGAGCUGAGGAAAGAAGCUGAAAACAUGCAACCAGUUUCAGUUGUCUAA
Molecule: messenger RNA, 852 nt
Organism: Quercus lobata
Lineage: Eukaryota; Viridiplantae; Streptophyta; Magnoliopsida; Fagales; Fagaceae
Product: bifunctional L-3-cyanoalanine synthase/cysteine synthase 1, mitochondrial-like
Exons: 11
Coding region: 1-852 (283 amino acids)
Molecular function (GO): pyridoxal phosphate binding
Source: RefSeq, a predicted model, not a curated record